Molecule: messenger RNA, 3591 nt
Organism: Pogona vitticeps (central bearded dragon)
Lineage: Eukaryota; Metazoa; Chordata; Lepidosauria; Squamata; Agamidae
Source: RefSeq, a predicted model, not a curated record
CGUGAUUAUGGGUAGAGGGAAAUAUGGCCCUGGCACAGCCUCUACUCAUGUUAGAAGAACGAUGAACAGAUGCUUAAAGGCUGUUCACUGUUUGGGACUGUGAUCAACCGUCAGUAUCGAGCCAGACUGUGUCUCCUUCUGGGAAAGUAUUGUUGGGCGAAGACUGAGCUGAAGCCCACGGAGACCGUCUUUCCCGAAGAGGCAGAACCUCCUUAGCUCCCAAGCAGUGUUUGGGAUUUCUGGGGGGCCUGUGACACGCGUACCUCUUUUGUCGCCCAGUAAAUUUCGCCAACCCGUACGGAUCGUUUUCGGGAGUGCUAUAAACCCAACCAAGAAAGCAAAGUUUCUGUCCUUUUCUGUCUUCCUCUCGAGAGAAGAGGAGCUUUUGGUGAGGAACAAGCUUUGGGUGCACGGCCAUUGCUUGCUCCCUUCUUUCUAGAACUGGAUAGAAGGUUUAGGAGGGAAAGCCAUGAAGGAGGAACGGGUUGGAGGUCUGGACUCAGAAGGAGGACAAGAAGGUCGAAGGACAUCCUCUUGGGCAAGACAGCCUGACGAUGUGGCGGAGGAAGUGAGGUGGGGAACGUCCGAAGGGGUCAGGUGGGAACUGGGCCAAGAAAGGCCGCAGCCCUGGGAAACCAAGUGGCCAGAGUUCCGGAGGACGACGCAACUCAUGGACACUAGACAAGAAGAUCCUUCAAGGAUGGAGGUGGACCCCUGGGACAAUAGCAGAGCUUUCCUGGCCUCCUUCGAGGAAGUGGCCAAAGCCUGCCGGUGGCCCAGAGGAGAGUGGGCGGCCUGGCUUCUCCCAGCCCUGAGCGGAGAAGCGGAGGAGGCCUUUCAAAACCUAGAAGCCGGAGACAGGGAGGAUUAUGGGAAAGUGAAGGCCGCCAUCUUGCGAAAGGAGGCCCUACGGAUGGAGAAGCAGCGCCAGCAUUUCAGGGACUUCUCCUGCCAGGAGGUUGGAGACCCCCGGAGGCUUCACAACCAACUCCAAGAGCUUUGCCACCGGUGGCUGAGGCCGGAGAGACGCAGCAAGGAGCAGAUCCUGGAGCUGCUGAUCCUGGAGCAGUUCCUGGCCAGCCUUCCCCCGGACCUCCAGGGCUGGAUCCGGGCGGGAGGGCCCGACACGUGUUCCCAGGCCGUGGCCCUGGCGGAGGACUUCCUCGUGAGCCAGCAGAUGGUUCAGAAAGAGAAGUGGCAGGACCUUAUUAACAUGAAGGAGGCAGUCGUAUCUUUGCAGGUGGUCGGGCAGACGCCAGGGCAGGCCAGCCCAGAGACCAUGUUCUGGCAGGUCCUGGAGGUGAAGGAUGAGAAAUUGCUGGCUUCAGGUCACAGAAAAGGAGAUCAGCUCAAGGUAGAGAAUCCUCAGGAUGCCGGGAACGAGCAAGAGAAAACACCCAGGACAGCGUCUGAGGCAAACCGAAGAAAUGUGGCGAUACCAGCAGAGACAUCCAAGCCAAGAUGUAAUUCUGAGAGGGGGCUUGGAACGGCACCUCUAAAGGCUCACAAUGAAUCCCCCGAGUGUUCGGAAAGUCUUGGAGCCGAUUGGGGCGAAACAGAUGCAGAGGAGAGGAGCAAAGAUGGCCGAAAUGUCACCAAACCUGAACUUGUUAGAAACAAUGCUGGAGAAAAACACAACAAUAGUUCUGUAUUGAAGGGAAACGUCCAACUGAUGGAUCCUGAUCAACCUGAAGGAAGGCAUGUCGGAACGCAGUCGUAUGAAGCCUCCGUGAGCGGGGAAGGCUUCAAAACAAACGUCCAGAAAGUUAGCCUUCUUCGACCUCAGAGAGGCCGUACAGGAGAGAAACCUGACCUUUGUCCUGAAUACGGGGAAAGCUUCCUCUGGGGAGCACCGUUGGAGAGACAUCACAGCAUUCAUGCCGAACAGAAGCUUUUUGACUGCCCCGAGUGUGGGCGAAGCUUCUCUGACAGGUCAAAUCUGUUGAGACAUGGGAGAGUUCAUACCGGGGAUAAACCUUACGACUGCCCGGAUUGUGGGAGGAACUUUGCACGGAAAGAAGGCUUGAUCAUGCAUCACAGAAUGCACACGGGAGAGAAACCUUACGAAUGUCAUGAGUGUGGGAAGAGCUUUCCCUGGGGAUCGGACCUGUUGAGGCACCGGAGGACUCACACGGGAGAGAAACCUUACGAGUGCCGAGAGUGUGGGAGGAGGUUCUCUCAGAGGUCAAAACUGUUGAGCCACCAGAUGACCCACACUGGAGAGAAGCCGCACCAAUGUCUCCAGUGUGGGAAAAACUUCUGUCGGAAAGACGGGUUGGUCAGCCAUCAGAGGACUCACAGAAAAGCUGAGAAUGCCCUGACUGAAGGAGGAUCGGUGGCCACACAGGAGCAUGGAUUAAUAAUUAUAUAAUAUUUAUUAUUUAUUUUUAUUACGCUCUACACCAGAGUGCAUUCCAAUAAAAUCAAUAAUGUACACAAACAUACAACAGAACAUUUAACAAGCACCUUAAUAUUAUGUGUAUAUAUGUGUCUGUUUCUGUCUGUUUAUACACUCACGCUCACACAAUAGGGCCCCCCGUAUUGGUUCCAAGCUUCCCCGCGGAUGCUGAAGAACAUGGAUUAGAGGGAGCGAACAAGGUCUUAAUGGCAGCACCCCAGGUUGUGAGCAGUGUUUUGAGUACAGUCAUGAAGGUGCAGAGGGAGAGAAUUCCACAGCAUUGGAGCCAAGUGGGAAAAUGCCUGCAUGCAAUAAAAUCCUUCAGUUCCAAAUAUCACGCUCUUUAAGAGACAAUCCUGAUCUGGUAAGCAGUUGGUUUCUGAGCUUUCAAAAUAAGGUGUUUAGUGGCCGAAAUCACUUAGCAUAGCAAAUCACAUUCUAAUUGGUCCAUUGGGUCUACCCAAAUGGUGAUUUACUUAAGUUGCAGGCAGGGAAGGCGCCCAUUUGACUGAGUGAAAAUUAAGGAGGAGUUGAUUUUCUAAAUCCCUAUUGAUUCAGUGGGCCUACUCUAGUGCAAUUUACUACGUCCUGCAUCUUCUGGAGAAAAUGGGAGCCCAGAACUCUCUGGUGGGGCACUCUUGACUUGUGCAGUGGUAAGCCCGAGAUCAUGUGGAGCAAAGAGCUGGCCUGGUUGCCAACAAGAUCCUGGCCCAGUCGGUUGCAUUCAGUGAGUUAGGAGUUGCUCCCAUCGGACACAGAGGCUGCUUCCUGAUGAAUCGGCAUACAUUGACCGGGGGUGGUGGUGCUAAGAUAUGUUCACAUCUUUAUUGUGGCUUUUCGGUUCUAUUAACAGCACCCAACAUGGGCAGCCAAUGGAGAAGGGGGCACCUCAUUGUGUAAUUCUGGGCUGAAACACUCUCCUCCCCUAAUGAGAAUAUGUGUGAGCCAUCUUGUAUAGAAAGCUGAUUUGUAUAAAAUUAGACGGCUGAUCUUUAUAGCCCGGCAUUGUUGGUUCUGACUUCUAGUAGCACUCCAAGGUCUUCUGUGUAUAUCAGUUCCUUCUGAGAUCGAUUGAUUGUUUAAUGAGAAUAUCUUAAUUUAUUGCGUUUUUAUACAGAUAUUUUAAUUGUACAUUGCCAUGUGUCCCUUCAUGAGAAGAAAGGCAGGCAUAAAGAGGUUUCUUUUAAAAGUAA